AUGCAUGAUGUAGAAGCUGGUACUUCAUUGAAAAGAUCUCAUGUAAAACUUGACAAAGCUUUUGAAUGGCUGGAAGAGCUGAUUCUCCGUCUGCGGAGUUAUGAAGAGAGUGAAAUAAGGAGCCAACUGGACCAUUUUCCAAGACUGUUAGAGGUGCACAACCAUUUUGGGGACAGUUUACUGCACAUGAUCUCGAGGAGGGGUAACAGCGAGAGGAUCGGCUUCGUUGCCGGUUACCUUAUAGCGGCCGGCUGUGACGUCAACGGUAGAAAUCAUUUCAACAAUCCACCACUGCAGUACGCGAUUUGGGAGAACGACAAGUGGGUCGCGAAAGCACUACUAGACGCGGGGGCUACGGUGGACAACGCGUUCUUUGACUCGAACGAGAGCCCCUUGCACAUCGCCGCGUAUCACGGGAGUCUCGACGUACUGGAGUUAUUGCUAUCGCAGAGGGACUUGGACGUCAAUCAGGUCGACUGUUCGGGAAAUACCGUCUUGCACUCGGCCACGGCGUGCUUGCCCGUUGUUAAUGACAACACCAGGGUCUUGGAGGCGCUGAUAAACGCCGGUGCGAACGUGAACGCGGCGAACAACGAAGGAUGGACCCCAUUGUUGUACGCCCGGAAGCUCAACGAGGUGAAAUUGCUGCUGGACAGGGGUGCAAACGUCAACGCCACCUCGAAUUCGGGCCAAACGGCGUUGCAUCAAGCUGUGGUCAAUCACGCCGGCGUCGAGGUGAUAAGGGGUCUCCUGGUGGCCGGCUGCGACGUCAACCGGCUCGACAGGGACCACAGGAGCGCUUUGCAUUACGCGGUCGAGGAGUUCAACGAGGAUCUGCUGAAGCUGCUAUUGGGCGAGGGUGCAUUAGUCGACGUCAUCGAUUGCGAUGGACUCGAUCCUCUCUGUUAUGGAUUGAGCAAAGCGGGGAACCCCGACGGCAACUUUUUUACCGUUGUCUUGACGAUGAGACGAGUCAUGAGUUGCAUGGAGCUACUGUUCCAGCACGGCGCCAGGGUCAACCGAGCCGAUCGAAGCAAGAGUCCCAUGUACAUCGCUCUCAACAUGCGUUACGAUUUCAACAUCAUACGUUGCUUGCUCGAACGCGGAGCUACUUUCGACCUGGAGGAUCUGAUCAUAAAAGUCGUGGUGAGCGAUGAAAAAUCCUCGGACAUCUCGAAGUUGCUACUCGCCCGCGUAGCCAUCAGCAACGUAGUUCUGGGACAGGUUCCAACGUUGGCUCCCUUACAUCGGAGCUACUACGAGCAAUGCGUCAACGAACUGCAGCUUUUGAAGGACACCCCGAUAGAAGACACCGGAGAAGUGUUUUUCAAGGUGCUGGCGAACUCGAGCAUCGCGCGAUUCGUGCAGGACAAGGGGAUCGUCAAGUUUUUCAGUGAUUCGACCUAUGCGAUUUGCGAGAUGUUUCCCAUUUACGGGAAAGAGCUGGUCAAGCGGUUCGCUCGGGAAAAACAUAGGCAGUGCCUCGUAUCGGGAGCCAUGCAGAGCUUGAGCUGUAUUAUGGGGGUGAAUCAGUACUCGUACCAUUUGAUUUUUCAUGAGAUCAUGGGUUACUUAACCGAGAAGGAUAUGACCAAUUUGUACUUGGCUUAA
Molecule: messenger RNA, 1611 nt
Organism: Copidosoma floridanum
Lineage: Eukaryota; Metazoa; Arthropoda; Insecta; Hymenoptera; Encyrtidae
Product: transient receptor potential cation channel subfamily A member 1-like
Molecular function (GO): protein binding
Source: RefSeq, a predicted model, not a curated record